Morone saxatilis (striped sea-bass) is the source of this 1795-nucleotide messenger RNA. It is a transcript of the gene sowahab, whose product is annotated as sosondowah ankyrin repeat domain family member Ab. The coding region runs from base 116 to 1495 and encodes 459 amino acids. Lineage: Eukaryota; Metazoa; Chordata; Actinopteri; Moronidae. The transcript has a single exon. The record is from RefSeq and is a predicted model, not a curated record. Gene Ontology annotation, molecular function: protein binding.
GCAGCAGGUUGGUGGAGGACAACAGAGAGAGGAGCACGGACAACCAGCAGAUUAUCCCCCUUUUUGGCUUUAUUUGAGCUUAUCUUUUCCACAUUUUGACCCGGGCAGGACAAAAAUGGCUUUGACCCAAGAGUCUAUUUUAUCUUUUCUCCUGGAGCACGGAGGCAAAGUGAAGAACUCGGAGCUGCUGAACAAUUUCAGGAGUCAAAUCAGCUGCGGUGAUCCCGCGGAAAAACAGCACAAUAGAGACCUUUUCAAGAAGUACGUCAACAGCGUCGCCGUGGUCAAACAGAUCGACGAGGUAAAGUUUGUGGUGGUGAAGAAAAGGUACCAGGACUUUAUUAAUAAAGAGGCUGUGCACGAUGCAUCGCAGAAAACACAGAUGGAGGAGAGUUUUUCAAGUCAAAACACGAGCUUUUCGUACACAUCUCCUCCUCACCGAGCCGAGUCAGCCCGGAUGAUAUACUCUGACAUUGAGAACAAUAACAUGUGCUAUCCCUCAAACAUAAAUGACAUGCAUUGUUGUGGUGAUGCCAACCGUGCGUCUGCGGGGAGUGUGCGGGACAGGGGGCCGUUAUCGAGGACCAGCAGUGCGGACACAGCCACUGUCAAAGUCCUGAAUAUCUCCGGAGAUCAGCCGAGCAGAGCGAGGAAAUCUGGGGCUGUGUUCGCUGUCAUAGCGGUGAAGUCCCCACCGAGAGACUCUGCACCAGUACCGCAGGAUGGGUUACAUUCCCAAGUGCAUCAGAAUAAAAGUCAAGCAGUCAAGUUGGUAAGCAAAGUUUCGACACCAUCAGUGCCAACUCUGAACUUUGCAGCCUGCAAGAAGGGUGCACCAAGCGACUCCCAGUGUUGGAAAAACAGACAUGCAGAGGACAUGCAGCCCCCGAGCUUCCCCCAGGUGAGGCCCCAGAACAAGACCACAAGACCAGGAGAGGAUGCAAAGUACUCAGAGUCAGUGCCUCUGGAGCCAUUAGCCCAUGAGUGGUUGGUAAAGUGUGCUGCUGGACUGUGGGGACAAAUCUAUGGUCUGCUGCUGCAGGACACACGUUUAGCACAGAAGAAAGACUUCAUGUCAGGGUUCACAGCCCUGCACUGGGCUGCCAAGGACGGCAACAGCGAGAUGAUACACAAGCUCGUGGAUAUCUCCAGGAGAAGAGGCACCUGUGUUAACGUCAACACCAAAGCGCACGGGGGGUACACACCUUUACACAUCGCAGCCAUACACGGCCACACUGAAGUGAUUGUGUUGCUGGUGCAGAGUUAUGGAGCCAGUGUGAAUGAAAGGGACAACGAUGGCAAGAAGGCCUUUCACUACCUGGGCAAAGGUGUGCCAGCUGAGGUCAGAGCACUUUUGGGAGGACAGGAGCAGAACAGGGAGAAAACAGAAGAUGGGGAAUACAGAGAGCACCAGAGAGGCUUCAACACAAUUAGUAAACUGUUCCAGCCUCACAUGGGGAAGAAACAAAAAACUAAGUUUGCACAUGAUUGGUGAGAAUGACUUGGAUGACUGAAAUAAGUAGGAGAUAAUACUGACAUAGUUUGGAUAUUCUGUGAAUAUAAAAACCUCUUAUCACAUUAUCAAUUCUCUUUUAGAUCACUCAAAGUCUAUAACUGAAUUAUAUAUGUAGUCUUACUUAUCGCAGGCUUUAGCUCUAGGUGUAUCACUGUUGGAUGUACUAUUUAUGAAUGCUAUUUAUACUUUAAUCGUGUUUUUUAAUACAACUUUGUGUAUCAACAAUGUGUUUAUUUUCCCUAAUAACUACACAAUCAGUGAUACUCACACAUAUUUGCA